AUGGUCCCGGUGCCCAACGGCACGGCAGCGGCGUGGGCCAGCGAGGUGACACAGCCGGAGCUAGAGCGGUCACCCUGCAUGGUCGGCAUCUUCCCCAUCGUGUAUUACAGCGUCCUGCUGGGGCUGGGGCUGCCAGUGAACGUCCUGACUGCCGUGGCUCUGUCCCGCCUGGCCACGAGGACCAAGAAGUCAUCGUACUGGUACCUGCUGGCCGUGACCACCUCCGACAUCCUCACCCAGGUCUUCAUCAUGGGGGUCCCCUGCGUCACCAUAUACUUCUUGCCCUGCAGCAUCUCCCUGGCCACCAACUCUGUCAUCAUCUGCAAGCUGAAGCGACGUAGACGUUCCGGGGGCGGCCGACCCCGCCUGAGCAAGACCACAGCCCUCCUCCUAGCCGUCACCACCGUCUUCAUCGUGCUCUGGGCUCCCCGGACGAUCGUCAUGAUCUGCCACCUCUACGUGGCCUCAGUCAAGAGGGACUGGCGCAUGCACCUGGCUUUGGACAUUGCCAACAUGGUGGCCAUGCUCAACACCACCCUCAACUUCUUCCUCUACUGCUUUGUCAGCCAGACUUUCCGCCGCACGGUGGGUGAGGUGCUGCGGGCUCACACCCAGCACGGCCCCCGCUCCGGCAGCAGCCGCUUCCCGCCCCCAGCCCUGAAACCGCUGGUGCUGCGGGCUGGCCCUGCCCUCUGA
This is a messenger RNA of Apaloderma vittatum (bar-tailed trogon), 696 nucleotides long. RefSeq names its product probable G-protein coupled receptor 142. Gene Ontology annotation, molecular function: G protein-coupled receptor activity. Gene Ontology annotation, biological process: G protein-coupled receptor signaling pathway. The record is from RefSeq and is a predicted model, not a curated record. The coding region runs from base 1 to 696 and encodes 231 amino acids. The transcript has 3 exons. NCBI's taxonomy places the organism in Eukaryota, Metazoa, Chordata, Aves, Trogoniformes, Trogonidae. Gene Ontology annotation, cellular component: membrane.